AAAUAACAUUAACAUUGAAGUGAAAGUAGAAUUAAGCAAUUUACAUGCAGAGUUUAACAAUCUAACCAAUAUUGGCCAAAGAUUUACAAAUCAUGAACAUCGAGGCAACAGCUGCCGAUGCAGACAGGGAUGCUGCUGGCGAGAGGAGCAGAACAACAACAAAAAGCGUAUCCACAGAGGAGGAUUGGAUACGCUUAUCACAAUGGAUGCAUUGCAUCUGUGUUGUCACCUUCGAUCUGAAUCUAGGCCAGGCGCUGGAAUACGUUUAUCCGCCGUCAUUUAUGCCCACAGAACAGGAGGUGAGCAACAUUUGCUACAUGGCCUUUCCCGACUCCAAUUCCGGUUGCAUGGGCGACACCAAGUUCCAUAUGCGUCUCCGUGCGCUAAACACCGCAAAACACAAAACACCGACAACGAUGCUACACUACAACGGAGAUUGUGCGCCAGCAAUGCGCUACGACAGCAGCCACUAUUGGGGCUUCGUUUAUUUUCGCCAGAAACGUGAUCCCAAUUUGCCGCGCGGCUACUUCCAGAAGAGUCUAAUUAUCAUCACACGUUUGCCCUUCUUCAAUCUGUACUAUGAUGUACUCGCCCAGCUUGCGCCCAAAUAUUUCGAAGAGGGCAACGGGCUGCUCCACAGAGCCUGUCAACAGAUCAACACCCAGUGGCCGUUGUUGUUGACUGGAACGAUGCUUAAGUUGCCACUACUGGAGUGUGACUAUCAGAUCUGCAUACCCAAGGCCAGUAGCAGCACUCGCAAAUUGAAUUCCACCAAUCAGCAGCAGCUAGAGAUGCAACAACAACUGCAACAGUCGUCGUCGUCGUCGUCGCCGCCAGAGAUGCCCAAAUCGGUUAAGGUGCUCGCUUCCGUCAACGAAUUGGAGCUAUUUCAUAGUCUCAGCUUUGUAAUGGAGCAUCUGUAUACGCUGUGGGAGCUGAUAAUUACGGCGGAACCGAUUGUCGUUGUGGGUACCUCACCGGCAGAUUGCUCACACAUGGUUCAGGCACUGGUUGCGUUGAUAGCACCACUCGAAUACUGUGCCGAGGCGCGUCCAUAUUUCACAAUACACGACAGCGAAUUCAGGGAGUUUACACAAGAGUGCGUCAAUCGUUCCAUACCAGCUGUGAUUCUGGGUGUCACAAAUCCGUUCUUUGUCAAAUUGCUCAAAGAUUGGCCGCACAUGCUGCGCUUGGUGGACAAUCAGAAGAAUAUGCAGCAGCAGCAACAGGAGCUGAUGCAGUUGCACAAGAAUACGCGAAACGCGAACAAUUCAAAAUUGCCGCCUCCGCAGCCGACUGGCAACAACCACAACAUUUUGAAUGGCAGCCUGAGUGCAGCUGGGGACAAUUCCAUCGCUGGAUUGCACAGCAAGUAUAGGCCAUUUUUGAAGAAGGAUAAGGCGCUGAUUAAGAAGGUGCUGCUUGGCAUGAAGACGAAACGACCGGAUCAUGUGCAGACGGCUCUAAUCCGUCGACAUCUAUUGGAGCUGACGCAGAGUUUUAUGAUACCGCUGGAGCGUUAUAUGGCAUCGCUGAUGCCAUUGCAGAAGGACAUUAGUCCAUUCAAGUCGGCGCCCAAUGCCAGCUCAUUUAAGCUGGAUGAUUUUCUGGCCACACUCGAAACGGCUGGCCCACAGCUCACGUCCACUCUCAAGGGCGAUUGGAAGGGACUCUAUAGGCGUUUCUUUCGCUCAUCGAAUUUCCGUGGUUGGUAUGAGUCGCGGCAUCGGGAGCUGCAGCUAACAUUGCAGGAUCUACAGCUGCAGGCGCUUUCUGAAGCCAAUCUGGAGCACUGGGCGCACGACAAGCAGGAGGUGGAAAUAAUUGAUAUGAUACUCAAAUUGAAACAAAAACUGAAUCUCUACAGUGAUAAAACACAGGUGGAGGCCAAUGCGAAUAUGACCCAGCGGCAGAUACGAGCCCAAAUUGAAUGCAUGAAGGGACUGCUGCCCUCCGAUUUGAAGAAUGUUGUGAAUCUUUGAUCGUUUGUGUGUGCAGAGUGCGCGUUAGCUAAAUAAAAAU
This is a messenger RNA of Drosophila grimshawi, 2022 nucleotides long. RefSeq names its product protein DENND6B. Bases 93 to 1982 code for a protein of 629 amino acids. NCBI's taxonomy places the organism in Eukaryota, Metazoa, Arthropoda, Insecta, Diptera, Drosophilidae. The transcript is spliced from 2 exons. Gene Ontology annotation, molecular function: guanyl-nucleotide exchange factor activity. The record is from RefSeq and is a predicted model, not a curated record. Gene Ontology annotation, cellular component: recycling endosome.